Molecule: messenger RNA, 2506 nt
Organism: Mauremys reevesii (Reeves's turtle)
Lineage: Eukaryota; Metazoa; Chordata; Testudines; Geoemydidae
Gene: USP22
Product: ubiquitin specific peptidase 22
Exons: 13
Coding region: 112-1644 (510 amino acids)
Biological process (GO): protein deubiquitination
Molecular function (GO): cysteine-type deubiquitinase activity; zinc ion binding
Source: RefSeq, a predicted model, not a curated record
GCGCGAGCGGCGGCCCCGUCCCGUGUCCGUGCGGCUGCGAGGGGGAAGGGGCCGGCUCGCUGCCCGCCGGCCCGGCCCGUCUGCGGGCGGAUUGAUGAGGGGGGGUCGGACAUGAGUCCGCCGGCCGCCGGGUGCUGCCAUGUGACCGGCUUCAAGGUGGAGAACUGGAAGCAGAACCUGCGGGCGAUCUACCAGUGCUUCGUGUGGAGCGGCUCGGCCGAGACCAGGAAGCGCAAGGCAAAGUCGUGCAUUUGUCACAUGUGUGGUGCCCACCUGAACAGACUCCACUCUUGCCUCUAUUGUGUCUUCUUUGGCUGUUUUACAAAGAAACAUAUUCACGAGCACGCAAAGACAAAACGACACAACUUGGCCAUAGACCUUUUGUAUGGGGGUAUAUACUGCUUUAUGUGUCAAGAUUACAUAUACGACAAAGACAUGGAACAAAUUGCCAAAGAGGAACAACGGAAGGCUUGGAAAUUACAAGGCAUUGGAGAGAAGUAUUCAACAUGGGAGCCAACCAAACGAGAGUUAGAAUUGCUACGACACAACCCCAAGCGGAGAAAAAUAACCACAAAUUGCACCAUAGGUCUACGAGGGCUAAUCAAUCUUGGGAACACAUGUUUUAUGAACUGUAUUGUCCAGGCACUUACCCACACUCCACUACUGCGAGAUUUCUUCCUCUCCGACAGGCACAAAUGUGAAAUGCAAAGCCCCAGCUCAUGUCUGGUCUGUGAAAUGUCGACACUUUUUCAGGAGUUUUACUCUGGGCACCGAUCUCCUCACAUUCCAUAUAGGUUAUUGCACCUGGUAUGGACGCAUGCACGGCAUUUAGCAGGGUACGAGCAACAGGAUGCACACGAGUUCCUCAUUGCUGCAUUAGAUGUGCUACACAGACACUGCAAAGGUGACGAUAAUGGGAAGAAGGCCAACAACCCCAACCACUGUAACUGCAUCAUAGACCAAAUCUUCACAGGCGGACUGCAGUCUGAUGUCACUUGUCAAGUCUGCCAUGGUGUUUCCACAACGAUAGACCCGUUCUGGGACAUCAGUUUGGAUUUGCCAGGCUCUUCUACACCAUUCUGGCCACUGAGCCCGGGGAGUGACGGCAGUGUGGUGAAUGGGGAAAGCCAUGUAUCAGGCACCACCACACUCACAGACUGCUUGCGAAGGUUUACAAGGCCAGAAUAUCUAGGUAGCGGUGCCAAAAUCAAAUGUAGUGGUUGCCAUAGCUACCAGGAAUCUACCAAACAACUCACUAUGAAGAAAUUACCCAUUGUGGCCUGUUUUCAUCUCAAACGGUUUGAACACUCAGCCAAACUGAGGCGAAAGAUCACUACGUAUGUCUCCUUUCCGCUGGAGUUGGACAUGACGCCAUUUAUGGCUUCCAGCAAAGAGAGCAGAAUGAAUGGGCAGUACCAGCAGCCAACGGAUAGUCUAAACAAUGAUAAUAAGUAUUCCUUGUUUGCAGUAGUUAAUCACCAAGGCACCUUGGAGAGUGGGCACUAUACCAGCUUCAUCCGGCAGCACAAGGACCAGUGGUUCAAAUGUGAUGAUGCCAUCAUCACCAAGGCUAGCAUUAAGGAUGUACUAGACAGCGAAGGAUAUUUGCUGUUCUAUCACAAACAGUUCCUGGAAUAUGAGUAGCCUUAUGCAGCAGCUUGUCAGAUAAAUGAAAGGAAGAAAAUAAGCAAGCCUUCUAAAAUGACACACAAACCUACCUGAAAUGAAAAGACCCAUUAAACAACAACUAGCACUGAGCUGUAACAAGACCUACUUGACAUUGGCUCACAGCCUGGCGGAGUAAGAAAUGAACAAUGUCCAACGUGUAUGCAGUCCCGCAAGGACAGAAAGGGGGGGGAAAAAGAGGCUACAGUCAGUCACUUAAGAGCGGAAAUAUAAAAUGAGAGGAAUGCUCUGGGUGGGGGAAAUGGGAGCAGAGGAGUCCGGGCACUGGUACAUCUCCUAUGUUCCUCCGAAAAGUGUGUGGGAAGGCAAGGGGGUGUGCCAUCAUCUCCAUAAAGCAUCUUCUCCAUUGGUGCUUCAGCUCCAACUGACCAAUCAUAUAACAGUUAUUAUUAAAAAUCCAAGCCCAUUUUUGAUGCAUAUGGGUCUGAAAGCAGUAAAGUGGAGGAGGAUGGGAUGACACAACUAAAGGACUUUGCAAGUAUCUUUUUAUUUGUGAAUUUUAGUUAUUAAAUAAAUACAGUAUGAAACUAUUAGGCUCUUUUUUUCGACAAAAGUAAAAGAAAUCCUGGAUUGUGGAACUGAAACUACAGUACUGAGACAGGUUUUCAAGCAUGCCUGCUGCACAGGUGGUAAUCUGCCAUCAGACUGCUCAUCAAAGCAUCUGCACAGAUUCUUUUCUGUUUGAGCCCUUUGUUUUGUUUUGUUUUUCUAUAAAUAGCUAUUUUCUUAAUUUUUUUCUUUUAUUCCCUUUUUUCACGAGAAUGAAAUUCAUAAAUGGAACCAUCAGUAAAAUGAAUGAAUUGGCGUGUUUAUACUGUAA